Molecule: messenger RNA, 1485 nt
Organism: Colletotrichum abscissum
Lineage: Eukaryota; Fungi; Ascomycota; Sordariomycetes; Glomerellales; Glomerellaceae
Product: endo-beta-glucanase
Exons: 3
Coding region: 1-1485 (494 amino acids)
Biological process (GO): glucan catabolic process
Molecular function (GO): hydrolase activity, hydrolyzing O-glycosyl compounds
Source: RefSeq, a predicted model, not a curated record
AUGGUUCCAAAUCUGGGACCAAACACAUCACUCGGCUACACUCCGUUUGAGUACUGGAAGGGUCCGAAACCCGUCCUUCCCAGACCAAAGCGCAAAUCUAGAGCCGUCGCCCUCGACCUAGAGCCGUUGCUUCCCACCCCCACCCCGGCCCCGAAGCCUAGAGCAGCCGUGAGAUGGCCUGGUCAACAUCCUCCUGCAGGUGUCUUCGUGGCGCAGCCAGGCACAUAUAUCGUAUCGCCCAAUAUCAAUCGUAGCAAGACACCUUUUGCGGAGAUACUCGUCGUGCCACCAAAGGUCCUGGUCCACCCACUUUUCCGGGACGAGAUAAAGACCCCAGACUGGCCCCGAGGCUUCUCUCCGUACCCCGAUUCCAUGAACGACUCUGACUACUACGGCGGCAUCAUGGGCGACUACGGAUUUUCAAACGAGCGCCUCGGGCAACAACAGACUGCGUGGUGGAAUCCCAAGGGCUGGACGAAACGGAUCUGGGCCGGCGUCGGCGGUGCCCUCGUCAUCAUCAUUGUCAUUGUCGUUGCCGUCACCGUCACACAAAACAACAAGAACCGAUAUCCCGACUAUUCCCAGCUGACGUACAAGCUGAGUGACACAUACUCUGGAGAGAACUUCUUCGAUGGCUUCAACUACUUCAAUACCUACGAUCCUACUGGGGGUAUGGUUCACUACGUCGGUGCCGAUGAGGCCGCAAGCAGGAACCUCACAUACGCCACAUCCUCCACCGCCGUGCUGAGGGUGGACCACACCACCGGCAACACCUCAUCGCCCGACGCCUCGACGGGCCGCUUCUCCGUCCGCGUCGAGUCCAAGACGCAGUACGACAAGGGCCUCUUCAUCUUCGACGUGAAGCACACACCCUACGGCUGCGCGAGCUGGCCGGCGCUCUGGUUCUCGGACCCCAACAACUGGCCCGACGCCGGCGAGAUCGACGUCAUGGAGGCCAUCAACCAGGGCACCGACGGCAACCAGAUGACGCUGCACACGACGUCCGGUUGCGAGAUGAGCGUCAAGCGCAAGCAGACGGGUUCGACGCUGCAGUCGGACUGCAAGAACACGACAAACGGCAACGCGGGCUGCGGCGUCGAGGGUAAGGCCUCGACGUACGGAUCCGACUUCAACGCCGGCGGCGGCGGGUACAUGGCCAUGGAGUGGCGCGACGAGGGGAUCCGCGUGUGGCAGUUUGCGAGGGACUCUGUGCCCUCGGACAUCACGGCCGCGUCGUCGCCCGACCCCAGCACCUGGGGCGAGGCGCUCGCCGAUUUUCCCAACACGGCGUGCGAUAUGAGCUCCCACUUUUCGAACCAGUCGCUCAUCAUCAAUAUCGACGUCUGCGGCUCGCUCGUCGAGGCAAAGUAUGCUGAUUCCGGGUGCGGCGGGAGCAGCUGCUCGGAUUUCCAGGCCAACAACCCGGACGCCUUCAAGACGGCGUACUGGGAAUUCGGGGCCUUUAACUUUUACACCGCGUCGUGA